Molecule: messenger RNA, 387 nt
Organism: Lodderomyces theae
Lineage: Eukaryota; Fungi; Ascomycota; Pichiomycetes; Serinales; Debaryomycetaceae
Gene: OFR1
Product: Ofr1p
Exons: 1
Coding region: 1-387 (128 amino acids)
Source: RefSeq, a predicted model, not a curated record
AUGAUUAGAUUCUUGACUCCUAUUCGAAGAUUUUCAUCAAGCUUGCGUACAAUGUCAUCAGAAUAUUUAGUUACAGUCUAUGACUUCCCCAACACCGACAGAACCAAAGUCCGUCCACAACAUGUUGCAGACAUCCCUGCUAACGUUCCCAACCCAGUCCAUUCUGCAGGAGCCAUCUAUACCGAUGAAUCAAGAACCAAGUUUGCAGGAAGUACAUUCCAUUUAGCUGCAAAUUCAAGAGAUGAGAUUAUUGAGUUUUUGAAAAAGGAUGUUUACUACCGAGAAGGGAUCUGGGAUAUUGACAGUGUUCAAAUCUAUCCAUUGGGCAUUGCUGUGCGUUUGCCAAAGAAAAUGAACGGUGUUGAUGAGCUGAACUAUAAGAUUUAG